Molecule: messenger RNA, 468 nt
Organism: Rotaria sp. Silwood1
Lineage: Eukaryota; Metazoa; Rotifera; Eurotatoria; Philodinida; Philodinidae
Source: the annotation of a GenBank genome assembly
AUGCCAACACCAUUUAUUCCAGUACCUGACAAUGAUUCAGAUACGUUCUAUUUUGAAGAUCGCCAAGAUUUGUCAAAGUUAGAUAAAGAUGAAGAACGAUCAGCUAAACCUUUUGAUGAACUUGAAGAUAUUGUAUCAAGGGUAAGAAUUGAUACAAAUAAAUUUCGUAUGUUAUGUGAUAAUGUUCAAAAUAGUUAUUCUAAAAUUGAUAAUUCAAUGUUUGAAUUACUUGAAUUAAAAGAUAAUUUACUUUUACAAAUUCGACCACUAAGCGUCUCUAUACGAAUAACAAUUGUUAUACCAUCAUUAUCUCGCGUUUAUUCAUUAUCUCAAGUACCUAUUAAUGAACUUGUUCAUUUUGAUCAAAUAUAUAGUCAACUAUCUGAUUCGAACCUCUACACUACCGAUCAUAGAAUGACUCUGAACAAGUCGAUAAUGGCUGUUUGUCUCGGAUCACCUGUUCAAUAG